CGUACUUGCGUCCAUUAUAGAGCCACUUCAUCUCCUACAGUCCCAAGAUCCCAAACCCCAUCUCCUACCUCCCAUCCCCUGUCCCGAAAUCCAGAGCGCCGCAAUGGAGGCGAGCAAGCUCAAGGCGGCCAGGCUCCUGGAGCAGAUGAGCGCCCACCUCGCCACCGACGCCGGCAAGGAGAUCUGCGACAAGGUCGGCUUCGUCUACCAGCUCCACAUCUCGCCCAAGAAGAUGGGCGUCGACGAGGAGAUCUUCGUCGUGGACCUCAAGAAGGGCGCCGUCUCCACAGGGCCGUACGCGGGGAAGCCUGACGCGAGCUUCACCUUCACGGACGACGACUUCCUCGCCAUCUCCAGCGGCAAGCUCAACCCGCAGAUGGCGUUCAUUAGGGGUAAGCUGAAGAUCAAGGGGAGCAUAAGCGCCGCGCAGAAGUUCACGCCCGACAUCUUCCCCAAGCCCUCCAAGCUGUAGAAGUCUGAAUUACCAUGCCGUGCUCAUCUGUCUGUUAAUAAAGGUUUUAGCUAUGUUUCUCGAUGGCAGCUGUGGUGUGAGCAAAGGAGGGGAUUGUUACAGUUCUAAAAAAAACGAGGGGAUUGUUGCUGGUGAGAGUUUGUUCGGACUUUGGAGUUUGUCUACCUAAACCACCACACGAACAGCAUAGUUUCAGAGUUUCAUGGUCUGGAUCAGUUCGCGUCUCACUUUACUCGAGUUCAUGGAUAGAAAAACAUAGUGGUGUAUAUUCGGAUAAUUUCUGAAGUAAAGAGAACGAGUCACCUUUUACUCCUAAA
Messenger RNA from Lolium perenne, 789 nucleotides. Its product is annotated as sterol carrier protein 2. Gene Ontology annotation, cellular component: cytosol. The record is from RefSeq and is a predicted model, not a curated record. Lineage: Eukaryota; Viridiplantae; Streptophyta; Magnoliopsida; Poales; Poaceae.